AUGUCGACAGAAACGACGGAACCAUCAGCCAUUGUGGAAGGGGACAAGAAUUCUCGGUUUCCUUGUGUGGAGCAACCCACAAGAGUAGCGCUGCACUGCAAUGGAUAUUAUCUGUGGUGCAAGAAGAAUGGAAAACUGAUCUGCAGGAGGAGGCGGAACGACAAGGACGAGUUCUUGCUUCGUUAUGACGACACAGGCACUCUUGCAAUUCAGCAUCACAAAUUCAAGGGGUUACUGACGGUAUUGUCGACAACCAUGGAGGAUGGGACCAUCCAGCGAGCUGCCAAGUGUUUUGCUAGUGAGGAAGACGAGAAAAAGGUCAUGGCCUUGGAAGAAGAAAAAAAGGAAGCUCAAGGAGAAGAAGACGGCGACAAUGAAAAUAACGACGACAACGCAAAAACUGAAGAGUUCAAAGACGAAGAGGAGGAGGAGGAAGAAGAAGAACAAGGUCAAGAACCUCCUGAAUUUCAACCUGACGAUCAACAGUGGUGUUUCGUCAAAGGCGCUGCCGAUUCUAUCAAUGCCAAUGCCAUUAUCAUGAAGUCAAUUUCGACGGGAUUGAAUUUGGGCAUUGACGACGAUGGUCAGAUAAAGUUUGGGGACGACGAUGCUCCUCCACGAAAACUCUAUUGGUCCAUUGAGUGCGUGACGGGUGAACUGUGCUUCCUGUCGAAUCCUCGUUUGAAGUCACAAGCCCGAUGUGACAUGUCCGGUCUGGUCAACAUGGACAACAACAUGAAGGGAUGGGAAGUCUUUCGGUUCAUGGAAGCAGGUCAUGGAUUCGUCAAGAUAUCGAGCUGGAUGCACAGUCAAUGGCUGCUCUGUUCUACCAAAGAUGGAGUGGUAGGUACUUGUAGCCAUGCCGAAUCCUUCAAGGAUUACCGACCAGAGGCAGAUGGAAAAUCAGAUUCUCCAUCUCAGCCCUAUAGAUGCAGCAAAUGGGCUAUUGAGAAGAAUCCUGAUGGCGAAGGGGUGAUUAUUCGCUCCAAGACACAUGGAAGGCUAUUGUGCGUGCGUGAUAAUUAUGAAUUGAGAACCUGGCAUCCAGACGACCACAUGAAGAAAGAAGCGGCAGCAGCCGCAGAAGCAAACGACGAAGAUGACGCCAAAAUCGCCCCAGGCGAUGGUAAAAAGGGCAACUGGCAGAGUUUUAGUUCCAUGAGAGAUUCAAUGAAAGCCAGUUUCGAUGAUGCUCGAAAGAAGAUGGCCAAGAGAGAUGAACCAAUUGUACCAGAAUCCGAAACGACAGCCUGGACCUUGGAAGCUGCGCAUUCGCAAAAUUACUAUUUCUUGUCAUUGGAUAUGCAAGAUCCACAUGCUCAAGCCAAGUCGGUCGGGCCCGGGCUAGAAGUGACACCCAACCUCAGAAAGAAUACAAAGAUUGAAAUCAUCCGAGAGAAUGACAAUAUUACCAAGCUUUGCAUAGUCAAGACGGAUACGAAACCAGCCAAGAACCAGUUUUUGGCGUGCGGAAAUGACGGAACAAUUUCGUUGCUGGAUGUUCGCAACGUGGAGGAAGCGGAAUGGAUCAUGGAAAAGUCGGCGGAUCAAGAAGGCUGCACCCUAUUCAAAUCGGUCGCUACUGGCCGAUACUUAUCGAUGCGUGCAAGAGUAGAAGAAGUAGGAAAGAGGGAAUCGGCUUCAGGAAGGCUCAGCAAUGUAUUCGGCAAAGAGAAAGAAGUAGUGGAAAUCUUGCAUGGCUCGGAGACUUUGGAAGCGACGGCCGCUUGGAAAUUGGAUCCAUGCAUGCCACGAGCUGUUAGUUCGGACAAGAUCAAGACCUUUGCCCUCGGAACUUCCAUUGCCGUCGGAACGACCGUGGCUAUGCCCUUUGCCUUGGCUGGUGUGGCUGGAUUCAUGGGAGCCAUUGGGGCCGAAGUUGGAACCUUUACGACAUUGGUAUUUGCAGGCCUAACAGGAGCUGAGGCCAUUGCUAGUGUGGGUGCGAUUGGUGCAACUGCCUACCUGGUAUUCAAGCCAGAAGAGAAUUCCUUGACAGAUGAUCACAACAAGGAAGAAGAAGAGGAGGAGAAAGCAUGGUCUCAGAGGCCGUUUAGUAACUGGCGCAACUGGUGA
This is a messenger RNA of Cylindrotheca closterium, 2076 nucleotides long. The record is from the annotation of a GenBank genome assembly. NCBI's taxonomy places the organism in Eukaryota, Bacillariophyta, Bacillariophyceae, Bacillariales, Bacillariaceae.